GUGGCGAGGCGUCAGUAUUGUCACGAUAGUUGGCGGGAGAGGAUAGUGUCCGCGCGUCUUGCGUCUCACCGCCACCGCCACCGCCACCGCUACCGACACCGUCACCGUCUCACCACCGGCAUCGCCAGCACCACGCCACGGACACCCCGACAGAUACCGCGGCCGAAACAGUGUUAGUAGUGGUCAGUGAGUGAUGCCAAGUGACUACAACGGUGACUACACUCCCUCACGUUUAUAGAUCUGGCUCUCAAAGUGUCGUCUCCACCGGCACCCAUGAGGUUCGACCAAGCCGACGUGGUGACCUGCAGCGCUCCGCCGUCGCCCCGCGGCCCCCCGGACACUUCGGCCGACAAGAUGGCUUACCACCCCGCGGCCGCGGCUUCCUUCCUGCUCCAGCGGCCGACUGACUUCAGCGUCAGCUCGCUCCUGACCGCAGGCGGCGGGUCGGCUGGAAGUGCCGCCUCCACGCCGCCGCAUCCCGGCUACCCGUUCACGCCGGUCGGCUGCUAUCCCGGCACGCUGAUACCGAAGCUGCCGCCGCCUCACGGGCACCCCUACACGACCGCCGAGGACGUGGUUUUGGCCGCAGCCGCCGCCGCCGCGUCCCACCACCACCACCACCCGGCCAUGGUGCGACCACUGAGAGCCAUACAACCAGAGGACGACGGGGUCGUCGACGACCCUAAAGUGACACUAGAGGGCAAGGAACUUUGGGAAAAGUUUCAUAAACUCGGCACCGAGAUGGUCAUCACAAAGUCCGGCAGGCGCAUGUUUCCCGCCUACAAAGUCCGAGUUAUGGGGCUAGACAAAAAGGCCAAAUACAUCCUCCUAAUGGACAUCGUUGCGGCCGAUGACUGCCGAUAUAAGUUUCACAACAGCAGGUGGAUGGUAGCAGGCAAGGCGGACCCGGAGAUGCCCAAGAGAAUGUACAUCCACCCCGACUCUCCCAGUACGGGCGAGCAAUGGAUGCAGAAAGUUGUCUCCUUCCACAAACUGAAGCUCACCAACAACAUCUCAGACAAGCACGGCUUUAUGAACAAUGAAGAAAUCAGUUUGACAAUACUAAACUCCAUGCAUAAGUACCAACCGAGGUUUCACCUUGUGAGAGCCAAUGACAUCCUCAAGCUUCCGUACUCCACCUUCCGAACUUAUGUGUUCAAAGAGACUGAGUUCAUAGCUGUUACCGCCUACCAGAACGAGAAGAUAACACAGUUGAAGAUCGACAACAAUCCGUUCGCCAAAGGGUUCAGGGAUACUGGUGCAGGGAAACGAGAGAAAAAAAGACAGGCGCUGUUGGCUGCCCAGAGGCACCAAGAGGACAAGCGGCCUCCGGAGCCCUCGAGGACCGACGCGGAGGACGAUAAGGUAGUGGACGUGGUGGGAACCUCGGACACUCCUUUGCACCCUCUCCACCCCGGACACCAUAUGGCCGGACAUCCCCAUCCAGCGUGGUUGUCUUUCUCUGCAGCGGGCGGAGACCCAGCCGGGGCACUCUCCGAGGAGAACGUGAGGAGGAGGUUGGCCGCUCAUCACCCACUACACCCGCUGCCCCUGCCACUGCCAGCACCGCCACCCCCGGAGGCGGACAGUGAACCGGAGAGUAGUUGUUCCGACUCGGGGCCGGCUUCCACUGCCUUCCGACCAACCGCCGCCUCACCAACAGAAGAAUCUCCUACAGCACCUGGGCCUUCUGGCCAACAACAAGGCAGUAGCGACUACCCCUCUCCUAACAUCUCUGUCGGCCCUCCCAUCCACCCGCCACCCCACUUGCUGCCGUACCUCUACCCGCACGGACUCUACCCAGGUUCUUCUGGCGGACAUCCUCUCCUAGGCCCAGGUCAUCCACUCUCGUUGUUCGGCGCCGCCGCGGCCCAUCAUAGCGGGGUCUCGCCCAGUCUGUUGGCCUUCAACACUCUCGCACUGGCCCAGCAUCCUUUCUUCAACCACGCAGCGGCGUACAGUGCGGCGGCCGGCCUGGGACCUCACCCGCACUCCCAUUCGCUCAAAGCGGCCGCCCUCGCCACGGGAGUGCACAGGUUCGCGCCGUACUCCCUGCCCGUCACUCCGCAUUCCGUGGUCGGCGGUUCUCCCUUGGGCUCGGCCUUCGAGACCGUCACACCGGGAACGACGAGUCCCUCCCUACAGCCCGUCACGUCGCCGCCCCCUACGUCCCCCUGCCUGGACAAGGUACCGGACGCUUCCCCCAAGCCCGAGAGCGGCUCGACGGCGAGCGAGUUGAAGAGUAUAGAGAAGAUGGUGAACGGACUGGAAGUGAAAGCCAGCGCCCACGCGGACCUGCUGAACCACCACCACGUCAAGUGCGAGGACAACGGCAAAUGAGAGGCAAGAGAGGGGGCGACGGUGGUCCUUACCGUGCGCUGACCGCUCCCGCCCGCCGCUGGGCCCCCACUAGUCAAGUCAGGUCCGGAAAAGUGGAGGUGUCGGUACCUCAUUCGUGUAAUUACUUGUAGAUAUAUUCGCGUGCGAUGUACAUACCGUGUACAUAGACUCGUUCGUUGUACAUAGACACAGUGGUCACGUGUACGUGUACAUAUCGUACUGUCGCCGUAUUUACUGUUCCGUGACUUACUCUACUGUUACAUUAUUGUUUAUUAGUCGAUAGCUUUAAAUGCACAAAGAGAUUUGUAUCAAACAUGAACAUGAUGAAACAGAAACGUGUGUUUGUCGUAGAGGAGGAUAGCCGAAGGAAACCUAGCAAUAACGUAGCUUCUCGCCAACAGCCUAUGUAGUGUAUAUUAUUAUUGGUUAGCAUAGAUUUGUGCUGUACUGAACUUUCAACCGAUAUAUCUAUGUGAAUACAAAAUAUUCAGUAUGAAA
Molecule: messenger RNA, 2838 nt
Organism: Homalodisca vitripennis (glassy-winged sharpshooter)
Lineage: Eukaryota; Metazoa; Arthropoda; Insecta; Hemiptera; Cicadellidae
Product: optomotor-blind protein-like
Exons: 9
Coding region: 274-2340 (688 amino acids)
Biological process (GO): cell fate specification; regulation of transcription by RNA polymerase II; positive regulation of DNA-templated transcription
Cellular component (GO): nucleus
Molecular function (GO): DNA-binding transcription factor activity, RNA polymerase II-specific; RNA polymerase II cis-regulatory region sequence-specific DNA binding
Source: RefSeq, a predicted model, not a curated record